Sparassis crispa is the source of this 1203-nucleotide messenger RNA. RefSeq lists its product as uncharacterized. Gene Ontology annotation, cellular component: cytoplasm. The record is from RefSeq and is a predicted model, not a curated record. Gene Ontology annotation, molecular function: carbon-sulfur lyase activity; pyridoxal phosphate binding. Gene Ontology annotation, biological process: transsulfuration. NCBI's taxonomy places the organism in Eukaryota, Fungi, Basidiomycota, Agaricomycetes, Polyporales, Sparassidaceae. The transcript is spliced from 12 exons. Bases 1 to 1203 code for a protein of 400 amino acids.
AUGGCUCUCAAGGUCGACAAUAUUCCCCGCCUCAGUGGAACAGACCUUGUUCAUGCUGAUGAUCAGUUGCACGGUCCUGAAGUCGCUCCUUCCAUCUCAGUAACUUCCACAUUCCGUGCUGAGCAGCCGCUCACCAGCACAACGGUGGGAAGUGAUGACCACGAUUUCGACCCCCUCAACCCGAUCAACCACGUGUACUCUCGCUACACCCAAAACGUCAGCAGCAGGGCCGAGAAAGUCCUCAGCAAAAUCAACGGAGGUUAUGCUAUUACCUUUGCUUCGGGACUGGCUGCGUCAUAUGCUGCCUUAGUACACCUGAAGCCCAAGCGUGUCGCCAUCACAGGUGGUUAUCACGGAUGCCAUCUCACCAUACAAGUGUACAAGCAGAGCCGAGGCGAGGGAUUGCCCAUUAUCGGCAUAGACGACAGUUUCCAGCCUGGUGAUCUAUGCUGGCUGGAGACGCCUCUGAACCCGACAGGUGAAGCCAGAGAUAUUCAGUAUUAUGCUGACAAGGUGCACGCCGCAGGCGGGCGUCUGAUUGUUGAUUCCACGUUUGCUCCUCCUCCUCUGCAAUAUCCGUUCAAUUGGGGCGCAGAUGUUGUUCUCCACAGCGGAACGAAGUAUUUCGGUGGCCAUUCUGAUCUUCUCUGCGGAGUUCUCAUCGUUCCUACUGUGGAUGAGUGGAAACAGCUCUGGCAAUAUCGUACCUUCUUGGGUUCGAUGAUGGGUUCCUUGGAGUCGUGGCUGCUCCUCCGCUCCCUUCGCACUCUGCACCUGCGUGUACCUCGUCAGUCGCAGACUGCUACUGGCCUCGCCAAGUGGCUGAAUCAAGCUGCUGGCGGCAAGGCGGCAGAUGGCAUACCGACGGGAGUAAUCGAUAAGGUCUGGCAUUCAAGUUUGCAAGGCAAAGACGCGCGAGGUUUUGAGCCCAGCAUCCAGCUGGAAGGUGGCUACAAUCCGACCUUCGCCAUCUUCAUGACGAACGACGAAUAUGCGCGACUUCUCCCGCAUAAACUCAAGUACUUCGUACCUGCAACUAGUCUCGGCGGUGUGGAAUCACUCAUUGAGCAGCGAAUCCAGUCUGAUCCGGGAGCGGACCCACGCCUUAUCAGGAUAAGCGUUGGCGUAGAGGAUUUAGAAGAUUUGAAGAACGACUUGCGACGAGCGUUCCAGGAAAUCGUAACACUGAGGGCCAAGUUGUAG